AAAAAUGCAUUCCACCACCCCACAAAAUAAUCAUUUAAACAAAAAUAAAAUUAAUUUUUUUUCCUCAUUUCUGUGUAAUUAUCCAUCAACUACUACAAAAUCUUCAAUGGAAAUUAAUAAAAAUAAUAAUAAAAAUAAUAAAUUUAUUUCCUCAUUUUAUUCAUCCCCAAAAACAUUAAUUCCUCAAAAUUCUGAUAUUAAAAUUAAUAAUAAUUCCCCUCCCUCCAGUGAAAAUACAAUAAAUAAUUCAACAGAAACACCCCAACAAAAGGAUAAUGUAAUUCUGACAGUCAGAAUGUUAAUGCAGGGGAAGGAUGUAGGCAGCAUUAUAGGAAAGAAGGGCGAUUUUAUUAGACAAAUUAGAGAAAAUAGUGGUGCUAAAAUUAAUAUUACAGAUGGGUCUUGUCCAGAAAGAAUUGUAACAAUUUCGGGUACUUUUGCUGCCGUUGAUCAAGCCUUCACUUUGAUUGUUAGAAAAUUUGAAGAAGAUAUUCCCUCAACACAAGUUGGAGCUAUAAAGCCACCCAUUACACUUAGGCUAAUUAUACCAGCUUCACAAUGCGGUUCAUUAAUUGGAAAAGGCGGUUCAAAAAUAAGAGAAAUACGUGAUAAAACUGGUGCUUCUCUUCAAGUAGCAAACGAAAUGCUUAGCAAUUCUACAGAAAAACCAGUUACCAUAAGUGGUAACAGUGAAGCGUUAAUAGGCUGUAUGAAGCAUGUCUGUCACAUUUUGCUCGAUUCCCCAGCCAAAGGUCCCACAAUUCAAUACAAACCUUUGGGUACCUUAACAAAUAUAUUAACACCUUCAACUUCGGUAUUGGCUUCCGUUGUAGCUUCUGGAGGAGGAGGGAAAUUAUUAUUUGGAGGGGCACCUCAGCAACAAUCUAGUCAACAACCAACCCUUCCAUUUAUUGGAGGAUUACCCCCUUCCUUGUGGCAACAACAAUUAUUAUUACAACAAUUACAACAACAACAAACACAAAGAAAUAUUAUUUCGAAUAAUAUUCCAUUAUUAAUCCCUCAAUCACUUCAAGAGGUAGUUUUUUUGAGUGUGUGA
This is a messenger RNA of Meloidogyne enterolobii, 1057 nucleotides long. The record is from the annotation of a GenBank genome assembly. NCBI's taxonomy places the organism in Eukaryota, Metazoa, Nematoda, Chromadorea, Rhabditida, Meloidogynidae.